CUUGGCAUAUCCUUUGUGUCCUUUUUCAAAAACCUAGUUGUUCUUCUGUUUUGCUAGUGAAUUCAAGGAGCGACCGCAAGAGAAACGAUACCUAAGAAUGGCGCAGUUCAACUACUUGAACGAAAUGAACAGCUUCAUUGCGAUGGACGGGGAAAUAACGAAGGGACCCGUACCGCGAUGGCAGAAAAAGCUGGAACUUUCGGCUGCAUCGACAAGCUUCAACAAUAGUGCCCUGGCCAACACAUCAGCUCGUCAGAAGCUGUCGAUUUCGUUUACGGGAAACAAUGCGAACAACACGCUACAGACUACGGCAGGAUUUUCCAUGAAAUCACCACGAAAGAAUGGCGGAAAGAACGCGGCAUCUUCAGCGAAAAAACCGUCACAAACUCCGAGCAAGACCAGCGGGCAGCAGCAAACGGGUGGCGAUCGGUUCAUUCCCAGCCGUACGGCGUCAGACUUUGCUCGGGGCAAUUUUAUCGUAAAACAGAGUAAGGACGAGGAUGCAGAAAACGAGGAUGGAACAACGAGUGAAGGUGCGAGCCCAAAACAAAGCGACCGAAUGAAGAGUCUAUCGGAAGCGCUUGGGAACUGCGAUAUCGGCAACAAACGGGUGCUUUCGUAUCAGGUGAAACCACCACCGCCACCGGAGGGUUACGUGAACCCGCUGAAGGUGGUGUAUUCCGCGAAGACGCCGAUGUCGGCGAAGAGUGGCAGCAGAUACAUUCCCAAUGCACCGGAACGUAUCCUGGACGCACCGGAAAUCGUGAACGACUACUACCUAAACCUGAUGGACUGGAGUGGGGAUAAUGUGGUGGCAGUGGCGCUGGGACCCUCGGUGUACCUCUGGAAUGCGGCUACUGGUACGAUCGAGACCUUGUUCGAGAACGAGGGUAACGACCAGACCUGUUCGCUGAGCUGGAUUUCUGAGGGACACAUCUUGGCUGUGGGCACGAACGCGGGGACGGUUGAACUGUGGGACUGCGAGAAUGUAAAGCGUCUCCGCGUGAUGAACGGCCAUUCAGCGCGGGUCGGUGUGCUGGCAUGGAAUUCGUAUGUCCUUUGUUCGGGAAGCCGCGAUGGAACGAUUGUUAACCAUGAUGUUCGCACGCGACAACACAACAUCGGUGUCCUGCAGGGUCACACGCAGGAGGUCUGCGGUUUAAAAUGGUCACCGGAUGGGAAAUAUCUGGCUAGCGGAGGAAACGAUAAUCUUGUAAACGUGUGGGCUGCGGCAAGUGGAGCACCGCAUGCAACCACCGAACCGGUGUAUAUAUUUAAUCAGCACCAAGCGGCCAUCCGAGCACUAGCCUGGUGCCCCUGGCAGUCGCACGUUCUCGCCAGUGGAGGUGGUACAGCGGACCGAUGUAUUAAAUUUUGGAAUUGUGCCAGCGGGCAGCUGCUCAGCUCGGUAGACACAAAAUCGCAGGUGUGCGGGUUAAUCUUUUCGAAAACUUACAAAGAGCUCAUUUCCGCUCACGGAUACGUUAACAACCAACUGUCGAUCUGGAAGUAUCCUUCCAUGACCAAACAAGUUGAUCUGAUGGGCCACACUGGACGUGUGCUACAGAUCGCGAUGUCCCCUGAUGGAAGCACCAUUAUGAGUGCCGGUGCUGACGAAACACUCCGCAUGUGGAACUGUUUCGCCCCGGAUCCGCUGCUGACGAAGAAGGAAAAAAUGGCUGUGCGAGAAAAACCGAGCCUGCUGAAGCAGAGCAUACGUUAGGCGAGCUUUAACGCAAUAAAAUGCAUUUGCAUUCCAGAUUAAGCGGGGAACCAAUGCCCAUGGUUUCGUUUUUAGUAUGCCCCCCAUGGCUCUCUACGUGCUCGUAAUUUGACUGAUUGUAAUAUCGUUAGUAGGUGAAAUGUGUUUUAAAUUUUUUUUCUAUGACAAUGACAAUGUAAUGAUUAGAUUAAUGGUUUUGUAAACGCGUUAAUAAACAUGUAGCUGUUCUUAUGAUA
Anopheles coustani is the source of this 1959-nucleotide messenger RNA. It is a transcript of the gene fzy, whose product is annotated as cell division cycle protein 20 homolog. Gene Ontology annotation, biological process: anaphase-promoting complex-dependent catabolic process; positive regulation of ubiquitin protein ligase activity; positive regulation of anaphase-promoting complex-dependent catabolic process. The record is from RefSeq and is a predicted model, not a curated record. The transcript has a single exon. Gene Ontology annotation, cellular component: anaphase-promoting complex. Lineage: Eukaryota; Metazoa; Arthropoda; Insecta; Diptera; Culicidae. Gene Ontology annotation, molecular function: anaphase-promoting complex binding; ubiquitin ligase activator activity; protein binding. The coding region runs from base 98 to 1723 and encodes 541 amino acids.